Molecule: messenger RNA, 1098 nt
Organism: Halteromyces radiatus
Lineage: Eukaryota; Fungi; Mucoromycota; Mucoromycetes; Mucorales; Cunninghamellaceae
Product: NUDIX family hydrolase
Exons: 6
Coding region: 28-867 (279 amino acids)
Biological process (GO): ribose phosphate metabolic process; nucleoside phosphate metabolic process
Molecular function (GO): ADP-ribose pyrophosphatase activity; ADP-glucose pyrophosphatase activity
Source: RefSeq, a predicted model, not a curated record
UUUUUUUUUUUUUCUUUUUCCGUAUUUAUGCGUCAAAGAUUUCUUGGCCAUUUUAUAUCACAAUUUUCUUUUUCUAUUUUUCAAUACAGAAUGCAUCAUCAUAUUACCAUUGGCAAACAAACAAUUCCUGUAAUCAGUCAAGUUGUUUCGCAAGAUACUUUGGAUAAAGUGAUGACGUUUCAACCAUUUCAAGAUUGGGUGCGUACUUUUGACAAGGAACAAAUUGAUCAUCAUGAAGAAAUGGACGUGACUGAGAUUGACAUUCAAAACGUAGAUAUAUUUGGAUCGGGCAAGAUUGGAUUUGUCAAAUUCAAGGUUAAUGUCAAGUUGAAAGCUACUGGACAGAAUGCUCCAGGUAUCGUGUUUAUGCGAGGUGGAGCGGUGUCAAUGAUGUUAUUACUACAAUCAGAAGACGACAAGACUCAAGACGACAAGAUUAUUCUCACUCUUCAACCAAGAAUACCAGUUCCAAGUUAUAAUUUUCCUGAACUUCCUGCUGGUAUGUUGGAUGCAAGUGGGGAUUUUGCAGGUGCAGCUUCCAAGGAAAUUUAUGAAGAAACUGGACUGACUAUUCAUGAAUCUGAAUUGAUCGAUUUGACGGAAAAAGCAUAUGGUGAUCAAUGGAAAGGGGUAUAUCCUUCAGCUGGAGGAUCUGAUGAAUUUUUAAGACUCUUCCUUUGUUAUAAAAAGAUGAAACAACAGGAUAUUGAUGCUUUGGAAGGGAAAUUGACUGGAUUACGACAAGAAGGUGAAAAUAUUACACUUAGAUUAGUCUCAUUCAAGGAUGCAUGGAAAUCAUCUCCAGAUGCCAAAUUAUUAUGUAGUUUAACUUUAUAUGCUGAAUUGAAGAAAUUGAAUUUGAUUUGAAAUAAUAAUAAUAAAAAAAGAAAGAUUUUGAAUGACCGAACAAACUUACUUCUUUUUUCUCUUUAUCACUUUUUUUUUUUAUUUUUAUAAUGUCAGACAUUGAUCACUUUUCUCUUUUACUUGAUGAUUCUGACAACUUUCUUCCAAGAGUUGAAGAGAUUCUAAAAGAUAUAUUUGACCAUUUUGAUGAGGAUAAGGAUAAUCUUUGGAAUACAAAAGAAUUACAAGCGU